GGCUCGAGCUUUGUGUUACGGCCUCGCUUCGUUUUCCCUUUCCAUACCUGCAAAUAAAGCUAAGCGACCUGCACCAUGUCGCCGAAAAUCUCAGCGAGCAGAGCGAGGAAACAUGAACGCCAAACAGUCGUGGACGUGUCUUUAUUUUCUGCUGUUUUUCAUAGUGCAGGAGCGAUGCGACGCCUGCAACUGGAUGAUCAGCCAGUACCGAGAGAAGAGCGGCUUUUGUCUCUCACUGCUGAAGGAAAUGGGUGGAGAGAUUAUUACAAGGCAUCAACCAUUUCCACAGAUGGCAUACAAUGAAAUCGAUAAGGCCAAGACAGAAGACCAAGUGAGGUUUCUGGCUGAGGCCACAGAGCACAUCGUCAAUCUCUUCAGUACCGUGUCUGAUGUACAUGAAAUGAAAUGGGACAGCAGGGCACUGGGCAGUUUCCUGAACAUCCUCAAUUAUCGGCAGUUAAAAGAGCUUAAAGAAUGUACAGCAACAUAUGCUGCAAGACCUGGGCACUCAUCCAGUGAGAGACAACUGAAAAGACAUUUCAAGAAGUUGAGGAAAAGUCUGAAAAAAGCUAACUACAGCGCAAUGUCUUUGGAGCGAAUCAGGAACGUGGUGUUGCAUCACCUUCUGAGGAUGGACAUCAUCGCUGCCAAUGUCAGGCGAAAACUAAUGAAGAACUAAAAAAAAAAAAAGAUUGUUUGUUUUCUUAAAGAAGAUCAUGUUACAAUUCUUCACAAACUGGACCAAAUAUGGGACAUCCAGUCUUACUGAAUUUCCAUCAUCUCGGUUUCAAAAUAGUUUCAAUUGCGAUGCUUUUUAAAAAAAAAAUUACCUCUUAAUAGUUUUAUCUAUUUAUUUAUUUAUUUAUUUAUGUAUGUAUUUAUUUGUUUAUUGAAUAAUGAUUCCAUUGUGUUAUAUAUAUAUGUAUUUGUUUAUUUAUUUGUUUAUUUAUGAACUGGAUUUAAUUAUGAAAUAUUGAUACAUUGUGCAGUGUUAU
Hemibagrus wyckioides is the source of this 995-nucleotide messenger RNA. RefSeq names its product interferon a3-like. Gene Ontology annotation, molecular function: cytokine receptor binding. Bases 113 to 679 code for a protein of 188 amino acids. Gene Ontology annotation, cellular component: extracellular region. The transcript is spliced from 5 exons. Gene Ontology annotation, biological process: response to exogenous dsRNA; defense response. Lineage: Eukaryota; Metazoa; Chordata; Actinopteri; Siluriformes; Bagridae. The record is from RefSeq and is a predicted model, not a curated record.